Messenger RNA from Anopheles marshallii, 3036 nucleotides. It is a transcript of the gene AlaRS-m, whose product is annotated as alanine--tRNA ligase, mitochondrial. Gene Ontology annotation, cellular component: cytoplasm; mitochondrion. The record is from RefSeq and is a predicted model, not a curated record. The transcript has 4 exons. Gene Ontology annotation, biological process: tRNA modification; alanyl-tRNA aminoacylation. Bases 1 to 3036 code for a protein of 1011 amino acids. Gene Ontology annotation, molecular function: nucleic acid binding; amino acid binding; alanine-tRNA ligase activity. Lineage: Eukaryota; Metazoa; Arthropoda; Insecta; Diptera; Culicidae.
AUGGCUCUCCGAUUGUGUUUUCGCUCGAAAUCACUGUUCCGGAACUAUUACAUCCACUAUCCGGGUGGUCAGGUGCGCUAUGUUUCAGUUAACAGCCCAGGACCCAGUUCGAAAGAGGUUCGCCGUCAGUUUAUAGACUACUUCACGGUCAAACACAACCAUCAGCUGAUACGAUCGAGCUCUUUGAUACCCUUCAACGAUAGCACGAUCGCAUUUGUGAAUGCCGGCAUGAACCAGUUCAAAAAUGUCUUCCUUGGUACCGCGGAUCGGCCCUGCCAACGGGCGGUCAAUUCACAGAAAUGUGUACGAGUGGGUGGCAAACAUAACGAUCUGUCGGUCGUUGGUACAGAUAGCUAUCAUCACACGUUUUUCGAGAUGCUUGGCAACUGGUCGUUCGGGGAUUAUUUUAAGCGCGAGGCUUGCCAAAUGGCUUUUGAUUUGCUGAAGGAUGUGUACCGGAUCGAUAUGGAGCGUGUGUAUGUAACAUACUUCGGCGGAGAUGAAUCCCUGAACCUACAGGCGGAUGAAGAAUGCCGUGAAAUUUGGCUGAGUUUGGGGAUUCCAGCGGACCGCGUGCUUCCUUUCGGUACACGGGACAAUUUCUGGGAGAUGGGAAAUUCGGGUCCCUGCGGUCCAUGCACAGAGAUACAUCUGGAUCUUUCAGACGAGUAUAAGAAUACAAAGGCGAGACAUCACUUGGUAAAUGCCGGUGUGCCGGAUCUUACCGAAAUUUGGAACAUUGUGUUUAUACAAUACAACCGUUCGCUUGAAGACGGCGUGAUACGCAAUCUACCUCAUCAUCACGUUGAUACGGGAAUGGGCUUGGAACGGGUUGUUGGUCAUUUGCAGGGAAAGUUAAGCAACUACGACACGGAUCUGUUCGAACCAAUCUUCGGCCGUAUACAGAAGGUGACGAAACUGGAACCUUACCGGGGAAGCUUUCUGCGUAGCGAUAACCACUACGAACUAGAUACCGCUUAUCGAAUUAUGGCUGAUCAUAGUCGAAUGAUUACGGCCUGUUUAGCUGACGGAAUGUUUCCCUCCCAGAAUCACAAAUUACGACGCAUUAUUCGGAAAUCGCUUGCCCUGGCUAAUCGUACCUUUGGCUGUCCGGAUCUACUGCACGAAACUAUCCCCAGUGUGGUGGAAAUUCUUGGCGAUGUGUACCCGGAAAUGGAACGAAAUCUUUCCAGCGUGUUACAAAUAAUCGAACACGAGCGACACGCGUACAGCGCGCUAAGCUCUAAACGAUCCACCGAAACGAACACGCUGCUGAAACAAUUUCCACACCUAGAAGAAUCGGAAGCGCUGGAACACGCGGGCCUCCCCGGUGCCAUAAAGGAACUGCUGCAAACUAAACCAACCCAUCUGAAUGGGCAGAUUAUUCACAAAAUGUAUGACACGUACGGGUUGGACGAAGAAUUGCUCAUCAAACUGGGACAAAUGAUGAAAUUUUCGCUUGACUUUCGGGACUACGAGCGUUACGUUUGUGAGCUGAAGGAUGGAUUCAAAAACGAGAUAGCCACCAAGCUGGAGACACGUCUUUCCGCAUAUAAAAACCUCAGGGAAUCGAUCGAUAGCACUAGGUUAAAACCAACACAAACGGAACGAAGGUACAAUUAUGCAUUUAACCAAGAGAAGGGCACAUAUGAGGUCGCAGCAUGCAAAGCGCAUGUUAGUCUGCUACUAGAAGAUGAUACCCGUGACCAGUGGCACAUCGUAACGGAUCAAAGCAAUUUCUACUGCGAAUCUGGUGGUCAACAGAGCGAUACGGGACGGCUAACAGUUGGAGCUGGUUCUAAGGGUGAAAAAUCGUUCGAUAUAGUCAACGUUUCCGAUCACAAUGGAUUUAUUGUCCAUUCCAUUCCGAAGCAACCGAAUGUGACACCUUCCAUUGGUGAUCAAGUGGUUUUGCAGGUGGAUGCUAAUCGACGGACACAACUUACUGUGCACCAUACGGCAACGCAUUUGCUAAACGCAACCGUACGCAAAAUCGUCCAACUGCCAAUGUGUCAACGUUCCAGUGCCGUUUCUGAACGGGGCUUCCGGCUGGAGCUCGCUAUCAGUGGUGAGAAGAUAACACUAGACCAAAUAGCUACGAUCGAGACUGAAAUACGAUCGUUGAUCAAGCGUAACGAACCGAUCAGUGUGGCAGUGUGCAAUGCAAACGAUCUCGAUUUCGCAACAAUUACGACGGUCCCGGGAGAAACCUAUCCCGAUCGGGGUCUGCGGGUUGUGUCGAUCGGUGAUGUAUCGCGGGAACUUUGCUGCGGGACGCACGCUACCAACACGGGAGAAUUGCACGACUUUGCCAUAACGAAUGUGACGCAAUCGAAGAAUGGAUGCUUUACAUUUCACGGCGUUGCAGGGCCGGCUGCCGAGAAGGUCCAUUUCCUGGGCGCACAAAUCCAAAACGACGUUAGCCAGCUGCAACAGGAUGCGCAACAAAAUGAGAAAGCGCAGGAAGACGUUACGAUCAUCGAAACGAGAAUGCAACGGUUGAAAAAUGUGCUUCUAACCGGAACGGAGAACAACAUUCACCUGCCGUACUGCGUCCGGCAACGGUGCCUGAACGUGAUCAAUGCUCUGUACCAGAAGUUGAAGGAUCGAUCACGCGAAUCGCUCCGGGCGUUGCUCGACAUUGAGAUGCGCAACCUGAUGGAACAGAAAACGCCCACUAGCGAUCGGUUCAUCGUACACUUUCUCGAGUGUUCCAUCAUUCUCGAGGAGGUGCAGCUUAGCAAAGCGACACGAUACUGUACGGAUCGUCCGAUUUUGGUAGUUAGCAUCACGGACAAUCAGGUGAAGGCUCGUGCAACGAUUCCACCGGCAAUGGUUUCCGACCGAUGCAACGCCGAACGGUGGCUGGAGGUGGUAGCACAAACGUUCAAAGCACAAAUAGCCCCACCGAAGGGACAGAAUGCGGCCGAAGUGUGCAACAUGAAGGCGCGCAAGGUAAAGAUGAUGCAUUUUGAGGCAACGUUAGAGAAUGCGUUGUGUGCGGCCAAGACUUACGCGGAGGAGAAUUUCCAUUAG